AGUCGUAGAUCUGGAGCUCUCACUGAACCUCCAUAGGAUUAGGAGUAAUUUAAUCUAGAUUUGUCACUUGAGUCGUGUAAACAUCGAACACCCUCGUUCGAACUUUGUUUAAGGAGGUGUCAAACGUGUAAAGUUAAUCGUUGUUCAAGAAUUCAAGUUGCAAUCAAUUUGAUUUCAACGCAAAUUUUCUCGCCGAAAAACACAACCUAAUUGUUUUGUAUGUUGUCAAAGCCAGAUCGAGAUUGGCUAUCCUGUUGUGUAUGAAUAUCCAUACAAUUACCUUGUCCUCUGGUGUACAAAGAGACUUCCAAACCAAUUUAUUCCAAUUUACCUUCCUACUCUUAUGUCGAAUGACCUCCCAAACUAUUGUCACAUAAAACUUCUCCAUGAUUUUACCAUUCCAGUAUACACCAUCAGAUCUAACCUGAAAAUGAGUUGCAGCCAGACUUUUGGUUUUUAACACCUUUCUCCAAGCUCAAGAGCAGUUGAUUGUUGAGGAGAUAUCUCAUAUCGAGGUAAAUGUCAGUUGGUAGUUACAGACCCAAUUAAUUAGCCACAGAGAAGAGGAGUUCGAGAUAACCAAUUAACCAGAGCUAUUACACAAGAAUUCAUUAACAGCGAGCAAUCAGAGCUAUUACCAACAUAAAAAAAAAUCAUUAAUGAGGCCCUAGAGAUAUGGUAGUAACGACGACAUUAUGGAUUACUAUACUGAUUAUUGCAACAAACUUUUCAGAUGGAAGAAAUAAUAAUGUUAUCUUUGUUUUUUUUUUUACCGAAUGAAUGAUAUUGAAUUUUAGGUAUUUUAGCACAAUUAAGCAUAUCACCCACGAUAGGGGUUAUCAUCCCUUUUUUAGUCAUUACCAACUCUCUUUAUUCAAUUUUUCCUGUCUUUGACAACUUUCUGUACCUACCCAAAUAAUGGAAUGUUGCAAUAUAUCUAAAAAGGUAAACAAGGCAUUUGGAGUCUUUUCAUUGACUGACUUUAAAGUCAUUUUAAAUUCGGAGGUCGCUAACAUUAUUAUUUAUUUUAGAGAAGCUAACCCACGUUUGGAUCAACUUGCUAAGAUAGUUGGGAACUUAUAGAAUUUAUUUUUUUCUUUCGUGAACAGUGGACUUUCAUACAUACAAAUUCAUAUUAACUGAUUAAUAUACAUAUAACUAAGGCAAAAUACAGCUGUAUAUCCACAACUAUCAGGUUUGUGACAAAUAUAUCCACAACUAUCGAAAUACACGAAAUAUCCAAAAAUCGGAAGGUUGUGUGACAAAUCUAUCCACUUCCAUCUGAAACUAUAACGGCGUGUCAGACGACGUUAAAUUGACUAACAGAAUGCUGAAUCGAUGCCACCUCACCUGACACAUAAGCCAAAAAGCAACCAAACUUUACACGUAGAUACCAAAUAGGCUAGUUGAAUAAAGGCAAAAUACAGUUGUAUAUCCACAACUAUCAGGUUUGUGACAAAUAUAUCCACCACUAUAAAGUUUGUGACAAAUAUAUCCACAACUAUCGAAAUAGAUGAAAUAUCCUUUUUCGUCCACUCCGUUAAUUAAUUUUGUGUGCGUAAUCGCCUGCCGCAGCUUACAGCAGUGUAGUGGGAUCGGCGAGGGAAGAGAUCGUUGAAGUUGACCAUUAAAAUAUGACGGUGAAGACGACGAUGAAUGACGACGGCGCAUUCGUGCCGCGGCUCUUCGACGGCGUUGACAGCACCACGGCCGUGGUGCCUUCGUCCCGCACCAUCCUUAGGGCCACAGGCUGCUCACUUACUUGGUCCUUCACCUACGACAGCGCUAAGGGCAACGCCGACAUUAACAACCUCAAGAAUGUGAUGCAGACUGCGUUUCAGGAUUUGGACGACUACCUCAGGAGGGGACGUGGCAAUCGCCGAUGAACAAGACUGCCUUUCAUUGUCGACCAGGCCAUCGAUGGAUAAUGUUGUUGCCUUGCUCUCUCAUCGUUCCCCUCCUACUAUAAUAAGACGGUCUACUCCAUUGAUCCUCUUGUGUUGUAGACCGUCUUUUGUUUCGUAUUGUGUUGGGUUUUUUUUAUCUUAUUGUAUCCAUGUUGUUUAAUUUCUCUAUGUCUUUCAUUUCGUUCGAUUCCCUGUGUUUCUUUCCUGAGUUUUAAUUGUCUAUGCUUGAAAUAAAGUUUUCCCGUGUUGUGUUGUGUCGUGUCGUGCAAGCUCCGGCCAAUCCCUCCUAAUUGUUCCGUAUGUUUUCAAAACCGUAUUAGUCGAAGCACGAGAGCAAUAUGAGUUAGCUGGCCAAUUGAACUUUUGAGCAGAGUGUAAAAGGGGUAAAUUCUACGCCUUACGGUAUUUAAGUUUUUGAGAUUGACCGCUAUGUAUAAUACUUGCCUUUGUAUGUGUAUAUGAUGCAUUGUGAUUUCAUAUUAUGCUUUCAGUUCUGUAUUAUUGCAUGCUUUACUUACAAGUAACUUCAAGUUUAAGAAACAAGUGUUCUUUAAAGAAGUACUUCACCUUCAGUGAAGGUGAAGUAAGUUUAAGAGCUUUUAGUCCCUGACGCCAGUUCAUUUCCGUUUGAGACUUUUAAGACAAGCAGCAAUUAUGCUCGUGAUAUUUUUAAAAUGAGCAACAGUAAUCCUCUUGAGAAUCGUGGUGAAGAGCCACCACAAUAAGUUUAAGUUUAAGGAAAGCCUGGAUGGGUUCUCAUACCUAUGAGUUGGGAAACCAGACUAGCUAAUCCACGUGUCAGUCAAGAAUUUAAGUUGAAAUUUGAGUUUUAAGAACACAGUUUUAAGAGCUAAGUUUUUUAAUAGUGGAAGUAAAAAACAACUUCCAACGAGUUAAGUAAAGUGAUUAAGUAUUAAUAAAAUUUUAAAUGUAAGGGUAUAAACUUACCCCAACUCACUCACCAGUUUGAAGAGGAGGAGAAACUAGAGGAACCAUUAGAGAGCAGCGAGAUCGAGAGUAACGGUUCGAGCGAAGCCAGCUAAAGGGGGAUGGUACGAUGCGUCACGUAGGAUGCCUCGUCAAGGUUUUCAUUAAGCAACGACAACGUUAGAGAACUUUUAGUUAUUUCAAUUUAUGAUUAUGAGUAUAGACUAGAGACUCUUAUUAACUUUUUAUGGUUGAGUAUGGCCCAAGUGUUAGGGCUUUGUUUUAAGAAAUUACAGUUUAUUCUCAGUAUUUGUUAAAGUUAUUUAUGAAAUAUUUUUUGCUAUUUUUUCCAAGUAUUUUCAGUUCUGAUUUGUUUCACAGUUUGAAAAGGGUAUUUUAGUAAAAUUUAGUACCUGGUCGGGUUAGGGUGUGACAUACUCUCUCCUCAAUCGGCAAAUUCAGAACUUGUUCCCAGACAAACUGGACAUCCAUCCCAUCAGUGGAAAAUAAUGAGGAAUAGAAGUCACUGGCAAUGGUGGCCUUUCCAUCCUCCUCCAUCACCCAUAAACCAUCCGGAGCAUAUAAUCCAGAGAUAAAGUUUCUCUUUCGGCGUGUCCGAGUCACCAGAUGGAGGUAGGACGAGUUUUUAUCACCACCCUGUCACCAAUCCACCCUGGAUUUCUGUUUCCAAUAUAUUCUCCAGAGUGCGAAUAUGUCUGGCUGAGUUUGAGGUCCCGCCUUUUGCCUAGUCAUAUAGCGAAUGAUGCAACUUUUUCAACUUACACCACAACCCACUACAAGAAACUGCACUUUUUGCG
Molecule: messenger RNA, 3652 nt
Organism: Linum trigynum
Lineage: Eukaryota; Viridiplantae; Streptophyta; Magnoliopsida; Malpighiales; Linaceae
Source: the annotation of a GenBank genome assembly